This is a messenger RNA of Balaenoptera musculus (blue whale), 3317 nucleotides long. Its product is annotated as zinc finger protein 264-like. The transcript is spliced from 5 exons. Bases 187 to 2403 code for a protein of 738 amino acids. Gene Ontology annotation, biological process: regulation of immune system process; negative regulation of transcription by RNA polymerase II; regulation of cytokine production. Gene Ontology annotation, molecular function: DNA-binding transcription repressor activity, RNA polymerase II-specific. Lineage: Eukaryota; Metazoa; Chordata; Mammalia; Artiodactyla; Balaenopteridae. The record is from RefSeq and is a predicted model, not a curated record.
CUCAGCGGACGCCAUUUGCCUCAGCGUUUCGUUCCUGGCUGGCUUUUAGGUGCCGAGAGCUCGGCUGCGCGGCUACUUAGGCCUUUCGUGGGGACUGAGCGGGGAAGGGGGAUGGGACUCCCUUUCGUGCCUUGGAACGGGCCGUGACUCCCUAAACGGGCGUGUGCACUGGUCGCCCGCCGGGCCAUGGCCUCUCCGGGCCUUCAGCACCCGCCCUUCGUCCCCGCAGUUCCCGAGGGCGGCGCCCGGUCUGGUGUGCCUUUUUCUCGGAGAGCGGCGGUCAGCCGAGGUCGCCCGGCCAAGGCGGGGCGGAGGCGAGGAGCAGCAGGCCCCCCGGCGCUCGCCUCUCCCAGCGUGGCUGGAACGCAGGACCCCAUCAUGGCGGCGGCGCCGACCCACCAGACGCAGGUGUCUGUGACUUUCGAUGAUGUGGCCGUGACUUUUACCCGGGAGGAGUGGAGGCAGCUGGACCCGGCUCAGAGGACCCUGUACCAGGAGGUGAUGCUGGAAAACUGCAGGCUCUUGGUGUCUCUGGGGUGUCCUGUUCCCAGACUUGAGCUGAUCUUCCAGCUGGAGCAGGGGCAGAAGCUGUGGACGGUGAAGGAAGACCUCUACCGCAGCACCUGUCCAGGGAAAAGAUACAGAUUAGAAGAGGAGCCGGAGGUGUUCCAGACACGAAGCUUCCGUGUCUUCAGCGUCUCGUUACCUCCUGGAAUUGAUAUUUGGCAGUAUGUGCACGGAGUGUUACCAACCCAGGAAACUCACCAGAGCCUCGUUGACAAAGGAAAACCCAAGACCACAGAACCUACCACUUGUGAGCCAACUCUCUUCGAGGGAGCCUCUAUCCAGGAACUAAUACAAGGAGGCCCAGCGGACUCCCAGUUGGGACAAACCAAGGAUCAGGAUGGGCCAUUGGAAAUGCAGGAAGGACACUUGGGACCAGGGAUGGACCCCCAGAGGGAGAAGCUUCCUGAGAAAAUGAGUCCUGAACAUGGCAGCUUGGGGACAGCUGGUGGUGUGUGUUCAAGAAUUGUAGAGGAGCUCGUCCCUCCAGGAGGUGCUGUCCAUGACCAUGACUCAUGUGGAUCUGGUAAUGAUCCCAUUAUUCAAGAAGAGGAAAGUAUCUUUAAAUGCAACGAAUGUGGGAAAGUUUUUAACAAGAAACACCUUCUUGCUGGACAUGAAAAGAUUCACUCUGGCGUGAAGCCCUAUGAAUGCACAGAGUGUGGGAAAACCUUUAUUAAGAGCACACACCUCCUCCAGCACCACAUGAUCCACACCGGGGAGAGGCCCUAUGAGUGCACAGAGUGCGGGAAGGCCUUCAACCGCAGGUCCUACCUUACACAACACCAGCGGAUUCACACUGGGGAGAAGCCUUACAAGUGCAGUGAAUGUGGAAAGGCCUUCACCCACCGCUCCAAUUUUGUCUUACAUAAGAGGAGACACACUGGGGAAAAACCCUUCGUGUGCAAAGAAUGUGGGCAAGUCUUCAGACAUAGGCCAGGAUUCCUUCGACAUCACAUCAUCCACAGUGGUGAGAAUCCGUAUGAGUGCUUUGAAUGUGGCAAGGUCUUUAAACACAAGUCAUACCUCAUGUGGCACCAGCAGACUCACACUGGGGAGAAGCCCUACGAGUGCAGUGAAUGUGGGAAAGCCUUCUGUGAGAGCGCAGCCCUCAUUCACCACUACGUCAUCCACACUGGGGAGAAGCCCUUUGAAUGCCUCGAGUGCGGGAAGGCCUUCAACCACAGAUCAUACCUCAAGAGGCACCAGCGGAUUCACACUGGGGAGAAGCCUUUUGUGUGCACUGAAUGUGGGAGGGCCUUCACCCACUGCUCCACUUUUAUCUUGCAUAAACGGGCCCACACUGGAGAGAAACCUUUUGAGUGCAAAGAAUGUGGGAAAGCCUUUAGCACUAGGAAAGACCUCAUUCGGCACUUCAGCAUCCACACUGGGGAGAAGCCCUUUGAGUGCACGGAGUGUGGGAAGGCCUUCAACCGCAGGUCAGGCCUCACGAGGCACCAGCGGAUUCACAGUGGAGAGAAGCCCUAUGAAUGCUUGGAGUGUGGGAAGUCCUUUUGCUGGAGCACAAACCUCAUACGACAUGCCAUCAUCCACACCGGAGAGAAGCCUUAUAAGUGCAGUGAAUGUGGAAAGGCCUUCAGUCGUAGCUCAUCCCUCACUCAGCAUCAAAGGAUUCAUACUGGGAGAAACCCUGUCAGUGUGACAGAUGUGGGAAGAACCUUCACCAGUGGGCAAACCUCAGUCACCCUCCGAGAACUCCUGUUGGGGAAAGACUUUCUGAAUGUAAACACCGAGGAAAAUCUUUUGCAGGAGAAAACACCUACCAUGACAUCUGAUUGUACAUACCAAAGAGAAACCCCACAAGUAUCUUCUCUGUGAGAAAACCUGUCACGGAUCAUCAGUAGUUGUGUAAAGAUGCAUUGUAGAAAUUGACCCAGCCUAGAGCCUUAACUGUACAUCUGAGAGUUCAUCUGUGAGGGAGAGACCAGUGUUUAUUGUGCACUAAGGAAAACUUUAGCUACGUUUUUCCCUUAGUUUACACUGCAGUGUUAUCUCAGGAAUUUUUAUAAAAAGGUGGAAACUUAGAUGAAAAAAUGAAAUGCAAACAGUUUCUUUGAGACUUCUCUGUCAAGGUUAUGGCACUUUGUCAUGGAUCCCUUAGUUUACUUGGGGUGAGGGGAAUGUUAUUUCACAGGCAAAGGGCCUUGACCCUUUAUGUGUCUUAUAUAUACAUUCAUUGCUGUCCAGUAUUGGGAGAGUUAGACACUUGAGGACAGGUAUUUAAGUAGAUAAAGAUACACAUAUGACACACGGGCACGUUUUAUUGCACUAGUUAAGACUGUUUCAGGCUUUGGUUUUUUAAAAAAACAAAUGGUUCUUUUGGUGGUUUUGAACACCAGACAUUCAGACUUUUUAUUGAUUCAAUCUGUUUACUUAAUUUCUGUAGCUAUACGGUAAAUCUUAAAAUUGGUAAAGUGAAUACUUUCUUUCAUUAUUUAAAUUAACUGAGCUUUCCUAGUUCCUUGGACUUUCCAUAUAAAUCUUAGGAUGCAAAAAAACCUUGCUCAUGUAUUUAUAGAAAUUGAUUUAAACCUGUAGAGCAGUUUGUUUAAAAGCAACACCAUGAACACAGUACAUGGUAUGGCAUUUCAUGUAUCUAAGUAAUUCUUGAUAUUUCAUUACCAUUUUAUAAUAUUGAACAAUAUAGGUUCUGUACAUUUUUGUUAGGAUUUAUGUCUAGGUUGUUGGGUUUUUUUUAUUUUUUUUAGUGAUUUGUAAAUGGCUUUUUUUUU